This is a messenger RNA of Amoebophrya sp. A120, 2463 nucleotides long. The record is from the annotation of a GenBank genome assembly. Lineage: Eukaryota; Dinophyceae; Syndiniales; Amoebophryaceae.
GGAAAGCUUCCUUCGCUCUCGGCUGCAAGCAAAUUGACGAGCGCUUUGGUGUUAUCGCUUUCCCUCCGGCUCGCACAUCCAUGAUUGGGUGAUGAGCGGGCGUAUACGAAAGGCACAAAGUAUAAUACGACUCUGUGUAUCAGUAUCAUCUUCUUCAAAUUCAUACGCUGAGGGUAGACAUGCUUUCGCCAUCGACUUAUAUUUUUGAAGAUGCUGUGCGUAGUGAGGGAACGAGAGAUAUUGAUCGUCUGUGUUUAUAUCGCGGAAACGAUAUUCUUGAUAUACACAUCCUCAGCUGAAGUUCUUAUUUUCGAAGGAAACUGCACAUGAACCUCUUCCGAUCAAAAUCUAAAAAGCCAACAAAAUGCCCUUCCUUUCCGAGGUUUCCCUUGUAAAUGGCGCCCCCCACGUCGGGAAGGACCCCUACACGUUGGGCGCUUCUCCUCCCGGUUGCGCCCAGUCCGAGCACGACGUGUACCCACCCGCGAUCGGGGAGUGGUAUGAGGAACUGGUGAACCAGUCCGGCGGCGCCCUCCAGCGCGCCCUGAUUUCCUCCACCUACGCGAAGACCCUCGCUUCCUCCGCCACCGCGCUGGGGAACCAGGCGCUGAAACAGCUGAACCAGUUCGAAUCCUUGACGCCCGAGCUGCAACACCAGAACAACGGGUACAUGCGGUACGAUACGGGCGCGCGGGACAUCUACGGCCUGACGUUGAAGAGCGGGGGGCACAACGCGCACGGGAAAGGCUCGCGAAACGUGUACCACAAAGCGGGCAACGAGUACGUAUGGAUUGCAAAUGUGUCUAGCUCUGGAAGAGUGGAACUUGUAAUGCUGUCUGCGGAUUCUAACAAUAUCUGUGUUGCAUGAGCAGCAAGAGGACUCAGUUCUUGGCACGCGGCGAGGGCGUUUCUCAUGCGUAAUUAGCAUCAAGAGGCUCUCAAAAAAUCUGUGUUGCUAGCACCAGCAAGGAAAACCUCACGGGUCAUGCAAAAUGUGCAUGACAAGCCCCGACUCUUCCAGAAGCGGACACUUCUGCAGUUGAUAGUACGCGGACCUGUACAAGGAGGAAAAGGACAUCCCGUUCACCGGCGCGACGUAUAUCCCGAAGAAGCCGUCGACGUACGGUACUCUGAAUCCGAACAUCAAAAUACCCUGAGUAAAAACGUCGCCACCCCAUAGUUGUCAUGCAAACCUGCAUGCUCAAUCUCAAAGUGUUUCUCAUGCGGAGCCCCAUGAGAAGCGUUUUCUCGUCGUGUUUUGGAAGUUGUAAUGUUCCAGUCAGCAUAGCAGGCUAGAUCUGUGAUGCUGCUUGCUAAACGAGCUAAACAGGAUUACAAUACGAGGCCAAGCUUGUCAUGCGCAAUAGCCAAAGCUGGCUGACUUGUCUAGCAUAUUGCCCAUCUUGACUAUGUGGUGGGGACGUGUUUACUCAGGAUACAAAACCUACGAGGAGCUCGGGUCCGAACCGCACGACGAACCGUAUGGCGCUCUCAGAUGUUACAUUCUCGCUUGUAUACGUGAUUUGUCAUGCAAAAGGACCAUGAGCCACCAGACGAUCAAGCUGCUUCGCAUGACAAAUUCUCGGAGGGCUCAACAGCGUGUAAAUCUGUGCCAAACCUGUCAUGCAAGACGCGCAGGCCCCCCCUUCCACUUUUGCCAUUCUGGCAUCACAAAUUCAUGUAAGAACAGUUGGCGAUGUAACAAUUGAGAACGCCAUAAGCCGCCGAAGGCGGACGGCGUGGCGACCGAGGAAUUUUCCCGGUCCAGCGUCGAUAACCGGACGCCGGAGGAGAGGAAUGAAGAGUUCGAGAAAACCGGCGAGCCGCAAUCGGUGCGCAAGUUUGAAACCGUGGUCGAUAACGGGGACAAGGAGAAUAGCGGGGACGACGGUGGGGCGUUGGAGAAGGCGGAAACGGACAAGAUGCACAAGCGGGACGAGCGAAAUGUGUACGUGGAUACCAGCGCGACACAGGCCUACCUGGAUCCAACGCGAACCUCGAAACCGGAAUUGAAAUACGGAUUUAACUUACUGCAAAUGCUCGGGGUCGCGACUUGAAGAUGCUGUUUUAGAGUUGAGUUUCUCCUUAUCUUUGGUGCGGCCUUGCUGCUGGUGUAGCAGUAUCACUAGAAGAUCAAGAUAAGUAGUACUUACACAACUUCGUUUAUUCGGCAUAGAAAUGCUCUGGUCAAUAUCAUCUCUUUAUUCCGCCUCACCUACCGGAAAACGAAAUGAAUAUACAAUCGUCGUCACUGUACCUAGUACGCUAAUCGGAGAAGUCGGCACGAGUACUACAAAGUGCUGCUGCUGCCGCCCUCCUCUGAGUGGAUUUGUUUCAACCGUAGUGAAAAGAUGAACUCUACACAGAGUUUUCGCAAUGACAAAAGAAAGAAACAACUACAUGGCAGAAGAUCUUCUAGUACCAGGGCUAUGUUGCCUCCGAGCUCCCUGUGAGAAUGACAAG